UUUGACUGUGGUUCAGUGGAUGGAGGGCUGGGAGGACUGACUGUGGUUUCAUGUUUGUCUGCAGCAGAUAAGGGGAUCCCUCUGUGUUUCCAGAACACCAUGGAAACACUGACAGACAUUGGGCCAGUCCACCAGGGCAGGAGGAGCAGCAGAGGACUGUGUCUCCCGAGCCUAAACAACAACAGCCGCAGUUGGAGCCGCGUCGAUCCGGUUUCCUCUGGUGGUUUGCUCAGUACUAACACGUCCUGCAUCCCAAUACCCCCGAUACAGAGACCGAGGACCAAAAGCGUGCUGACUGUUUCCCAUUUGUCACCCAGCCGUCUGACUGUCGGCCACCUCAGCCAGUCCGCCCCCAGCAUUAUGGAACCACUCCUGGGUUCUAACACUAUGAUGCAGGCCAGAGUUCACAUCCACAACAGAUUGGUUUCUCAGGAUAAUGAACAUAAAUUCUCACGGAGGCCCAUCCUGUCUCUAACUCCCCGGACCCCCAAGCAGCUGGCUCCUCUGAACAGGAGGCUCACGGACACCGAGGCCCAGCCCGUACUGAAGCAGCACCUUCCUCUGAAGCCCAUCUCCUGUGGCUCGCUUCGCUCCAGGGCCUGGUUGAGAAGAGAGCGUCUGCCUCAAAGCAGCUCAGGAACAGGAUCUGUGGCUGCGAACAAGGGCGGCAGCGAGGAGAGCAGCAGCCAGAGCUCGACCGACCUGGAGGACGAAGAACGAGACAGCAUCUCAGAGGACAACCAUCACUUUGUCAAAGACAGAUUGUCGCAACACUGGAAGGAUUUGAGCUCCACAAAUUUGGUGGAUGAGGUGAACACUUAUAAAAGUCAAAUCCCACCAAUUCAAAAACCAGGACAUGACUUGGAGGGAGAGAGCUGUGGUCACACGACUGCUUUCCACUUUCACUGUGAAGGAACGGCCAUUGAUAUAAAAAGUCCUGUCGAAAACUUCAACUCUAUGAAUCCUAAUGGAGAGACUGUAAACAGUAAAAUAACUUCUUCAUCAGGGAUCGACGAGGAAGAGAACGAUGUCGGCUGCCAUGAGGAAACCAUUGGUGAUCACAGAAAUGACCUGAAGACCAUUCAACAGAGAGAAGAAGAAACACUGACAGCCGAGCUUCACAGUGAUGAACAUCCAGAGUCAAAUAUGAGCUCCGCUGUCAGGAAAUCUCAGCAGUCAACUGGGCAUACGAACUAUCAACUGACAUUUAUGAAUGUUGAGAAAAAGUUCAAAUGUCAAAACACAGACGGGAGCCGAGAGACGACAACGACCUCAAAGCAUCACAAACUCAAAGCAUCCACUAACGUAAGUCUGAAUAAGUCCAGCAGCCACCUGAAGCGGUCUUCUCUCUCCAUUCGCAUCAAGGACAAAGCCAGGAAGACCGCCGAGCUAUUUGUCAGUGGAGAGGCCACAGUCAAAGUAAAACCAAGCAGUACUCACAACAGUACUGACGCCUCAGUACCACAAGAGAAGGUUGAUCAUUCAGAGGGCAUUAUGGAAAAAUCCAAAGCACCAGUAAGAGACCUGAAGUGCUCUCAGCGGAUUAAUAAGCAAAGUGUAGCCGGGACACAAAGGUUCAAAUCUGCUCUCGACUUCAUCACCUACAGUGACAUGUUUCAGAAGAUACAGAGUGUGGAUGGAGGUCCGGCCAUCUACGAGAUGUUCGCCGGUCCCAUCUACGAUAACCUGAGGAUUUCCAGCUCCUCUGUUCAAACGAAGGACAGACAUCCGCAGUCUGUGAUGACAAGGAAGACGCAGCAGUCGCACAAACCCAAACACAAACUGUUCAGACAACCUCAGGUGAAAUUAAGAAGAAUCCCCGGGGAAAGCAUGGUGGUUCUAACCAAAAGCAAAGUCAGAUCCUCCAAAGCUGCGUCAAGGAAAGACUGUGCAGCUAAGGUGGAGACGGAGUUAGUUUUCUCUGAACAGGAGAAAGGUCCUAAAAGUGCUCAACAGUUCAACAAAGAAGAUCCGUUACCGAUAACAAAAGAGGCCCUUUCAAGACAUGAGUUUGAAACAUUAAAAUCUGAUGACCAAAAGCUAAGAACACAAACAACUGCACAGGAUGUAAGAGGUCAUCAUGUGACCCCGGGUACGACUUCAACAGAAAAGGAAAAAUUCAAAUCUGACCCCAAGUCUUCGUCCCCUCAGCCAAAGAUCAGUAGCUGGACAUCCUCCAGAAGUAACAACACUAUGGUGUCACCGGUUUUCCAGAGGUUUCUGGACGAGGUCGGAGAUGGCCCGCCCACUGAUGACCUGCUUCAGUGCCUGGCUGAGGAGCUUAUCUCUCUGGAGGAGAGGGACGCUUCGGAGGGUUUGAGUCUGGAACACCGGGACGCCAGUGAGACAGCAUCCAAGAGAGAGGAUUAUGUCACUGGAACGAAUCCUUUCCCAGAGCUCAUAUCAACAGACAGAUCAGAUACACUGGGCUGUGGGGCAGAUUCAGAGAACAGCAUCACUUGGACCAAGGGUGAAAUGCUCGGCCGAGGAGCGUAUGGAACAGUGUACUGCGGCCUGACCAACCAGGGUCAGUUAAUUGCGGUGAAGCAGGUCAGUCUUGACACCUCCAACCCCAAAGAUGCAAAAGGCGAAUACAGUCGUCUGCAGGAAGAAGUGGAGCUGCUGAAAACACUCAGACACAUCAACAUCGUGGGUUUCCUAGGAACAUCUUUGUAUCAACAUGUGGUUUCCAUCUUCAUGGAGUACGUCCCUGGGGGGUCCAUCGCCAGCAUCCUCCACAGGUUUGGUCCUCUCCCAGAGAGGGUCUUGGCUUUGUACACCCAACAGAUCCUGGAGGGCGUCGCCUUCCUUCACCUGAACAGGGUGAUCCACCGGGACUUGAAGGGAAACAACGUCAUGCUGAUGCCUACAGGUGUAAUCAAACUAAUUGAUUUUGGAUGUGCACGUCGUCUCAGCUAUGUGAACCACACAGGGAGUAACAGCGGAGACCUGCUGAAGUCCGUCCAUGGUACACCGUACUGGAUGGCACCAGAGGUCAUCAAUGAGACAGGAUAUGGCAGUAAGUCGGACAUAUGGAGCGUGGGCUGCACGGUGUUUGAGAUGGCCACAGGGAAACCACCACUGGCCCACAUGAACAGGAUGGCUGCUCUGUUCUUCAUUGGCGCUCAGAGCGGGUUGAUGCCCUCUUUACCUGACGGGUUCUCGGAACAUGCGAAAAACUUUGUCCAGUUUUGUUUGACCAGUGACCAGAGACUCCGUCCAUCUGCAGAGCAGCUGCUAAGGCAUUCAUUCCUCCCCAGAAAUCAGACCGGAGUCAACACCUGUAGGACAAGAAACUGCUGUUGCCACUCGAAGGGACAGUGUGGUUAACAAACACAAGAGCUUUGAAUUUAAAGGGCGCAUUUAUUGAUUUUCUUUUUUUUUAAGACAGAUGAAACAACACUCAUUCCUCUUUGACUCUUUGGCCAUUUGUCCAAGAUCCAAGGUUUUUUUUUUUUAAAGUGCAACAAUACCCACAGCACUCAUCUGUUAACCAUGCUUUUUAUAUAGAUGAUUUUUAUAUAUAGCAAUGUAAAUGGAUAAAUAUGCCAAUCUUACUGUACAAUUACAGCAGACAUGGUAGUCUGUAGACAACCGUGUGUCUUUGUGUGGGACAUGGACUGAUGCAGACCACUUGUUCCUAACAUGAUGAUUUUUGUAAAUUCUGAAAAGUAUUCUUAAUCAGAUGCCACAGAUUGAUCCUCACUGACUUAAGCUAACAUUUAAAGUAAAGCUGUCGAAAUAUAGGUGACUGUGAAAUGAUUCGGAUUCACAUUUUUAACACAUGGGCAGAAUGAACAACGCUGUAUAUCCAAUAAUACCACCGUCUAUCCACUGUUAUCACUGAUCUGAUACCGGUUAUUUGCACACACACUGUUGGGAAAAACUUUAGCUUCAGGUCAGACCAGUCUGAGGUAAGACUACGACUGACAAGCCGACUGACAGUAAUGAAUAAAAUACACCAACUCUAUGACACCUGUACAUUAGCACAUAUUUCCAUAUUAAUAAUUCCAUCAUUUGGUCAGUCACAAAUAAAAACAAGUGAGAAACACUGACAUCUACCUGCUGCUGUCUGUGAUAUACAGCUAAAACAAAUAUUUAGGAAUGUUUACCUGU
Molecule: messenger RNA, 4116 nt
Organism: Cynoglossus semilaevis (tongue sole)
Lineage: Eukaryota; Metazoa; Chordata; Actinopteri; Pleuronectiformes; Cynoglossidae
Gene: map3k19
Product: mitogen-activated protein kinase kinase kinase 19
Exons: 10
Coding region: 100-3330 (1076 amino acids)
Biological process (GO): protein phosphorylation
Molecular function (GO): ATP binding; protein kinase activity
Source: RefSeq, a predicted model, not a curated record